ACAAUCGCCGAGGUCUCCGAGACAGGCAGACGUAAGAUCACUUGUUCUCGAUAAUAGCUCACACGAAGGAUAGUACCAUGACAUUUGAUGACGUCAUCAAAGAGUUGGGCGAGUUUGGCCCGUACCAGCGCCGUCUUAUGGCCCUUGUUUUGUUCCCUCAGAUUUUGUUCGCGCUCCAGCAGAUGGUUCCUGUGUUUAUCCUGUCCGAACACUCCCACAGGUGUCGUGUAAAUAACGAAAAUGUUACCACCAACCUGUCUAGUCCGGCAAUUGUCCAGUCCGUGUCUUCCUGUGACGUCACACUAUACUACAACGACACUAACACAACACAGACAGAGACUUGUUCCUCCUGGACAUACAACACUGACCGCUUAACGAGCUCACCUAUUUCGGAUUUUGGUCUGGUAUGCAAAGACAAGAUAUUGCGGACACACGCCAGUAUGGCCUUUUUAGGAGGUAACCUGGCAGGAGCUCUCGUGCUCGGCGCCGUCGGCGACACAUUCGGUCGGAAACCUGUGGCCUGUUUUAGCAUCUUCUUCCUGGUGUUUUCGUCGAUAGCGUGCACUUGGUCAAACAACUUUUAUAUGUAUGUCAUCAUGAGAUUUCUGUCUGGAACUGGGAGUAACAUAGCGGGUAUCAAAAUCAUAGCUAUAGAGAUGGUCGGCCCGUCCUGGAGAGCGUUGGCGGGUAUCUCCACUGAGGUAAUCUUCUGUGUGGGGGAGGUAAUCCUGUGUGGACUCGCCUACUUCAUACGAGACUGGAGGUGUCUACAACUUGUUAUCUCAGCCCCUGGUGUUAUCCUGCUCCUAUAUUGGUUUGUUCUUCCAGAAUCAACGCGAUGGUUGUUGUCGAGGGGCAAAUUGGAGGAAGCUAACGAAACGCUCCGUAAAAUUGCCAAAAUGAACAAACGCCAACUCCCUAAGGAUUUUGAUAUCAAACGAACCAACGAAAAGAAAAACGUCGGAAUUCGAGAGAUAGCACCAUUGUUCAGGUCCAGGAAACACCUGAUCCGAUGGCUUAUUAACAUGUUCCUGUGGUUUGUCUUAGCCACUUCGUAUUAUGGGCUCACCUUCCACGUGGGAACACUAGGUGGGAACGUCUACUUGAACUUUCUGAUAUUCGCUGUUGUGGAAUCCGCCGGCGCCUUUGUAACACUAUAUCUCAACAACCGAUUCGGCCGGAAACUUCUGAAUAGUGUCGCCUUGCUUUUAACAUUUCUCCUCUCUGUGUUGUCAAUGGUUGCCUCGUUGUACGUGAAAGACGAGACCACGAGGCGAUGGAUCCUGAUGGGAUCGGCGACCGUCGGCCGGAUGAGUGUUUCGGGGGACUUCGCUAACGUGUUCAUCUUCACCAGUGAGAUGUUUCCAACCUCAAUUAGGAGCUUCGUCGUUGCCACAGCCAAUGUGUCAGGAAUGAUCGGUGCCACUGUGGCACCAUACAUCGCCGACCUGGGAAAUCUGGUUGAUACGAGAUUCGAAACAGCCCUACCAUACGUAAUAUUUGGUGUACUAGCUUUGAUAGCUGGACUUCUCUCCCUUGCUUUACCGGAAACACUUCAUAAACAGCUACCAGAAGACAUGAAAGAUGUUAACGUUAGUGUUACUAAAGCUUCCAAACGUUUCACAACCAUCCAACCUAGUGACACCAUCCAACCUUGUGACACCAUCCAACCUUGUGACACCAUCCAACCUUCCACUAAUGGAACGACAGCCACGGAAUUAAGAAUGGUGCACUUUGAUUCAAAGGGAUGAAAACCCUGAUAAUGUUCUGUGUGUGAUUUUUAUCAAACUAUAUGUGCAAUGUGCAAACGUUUUCGACCCAUUCAAAACUUUGCAGCUAUUGUAGUAUCGAGAUAUACAGGUUCGAUGUACCAAAGGCGUAUACUUACGUACAAGUAGACUGUGAUAGAUUGUGCUUUUAGCGUUAAGUACACGUACCAAUGAACUCUGUUAUGCAUUGGCGUUAAAGUACCAAUGAACUGUGUGUUUGUAUUGGAAUUAACAUUUCCAAUUACCGGUGUGUUUGUGUUGGCUUUAAAAUGUCCAAUUACCCGUUUUAUUGGCAUUUAGAGUUCGAAUGAAUAUUGACGUUAACGUUGCAAUGGACUAUGUUUUUGUAUUGGCAUUUGAAUU
This is a messenger RNA of Mizuhopecten yessoensis (Yesso scallop), 2132 nucleotides long. RefSeq names its product organic cation transporter protein-like. Gene Ontology annotation, biological process: transmembrane transport. The transcript is spliced from 9 exons. NCBI's taxonomy places the organism in Eukaryota, Metazoa, Mollusca, Bivalvia, Pectinida, Pectinidae. Gene Ontology annotation, molecular function: transmembrane transporter activity. Bases 78 to 1751 code for a protein of 557 amino acids. The record is from RefSeq and is a predicted model, not a curated record. Gene Ontology annotation, cellular component: membrane.